AAUAUGUAUUGAGCUGCAAACAGACAUGCUCUGUAACUGUUGGGUUCUUGUUUCCUUCUCCUCCUCCCUCCCUCUCUCCUUGAAUGUGCCCUUUUGCUCCAUUUGUUUUUUUGUUUCUUGGUGAGGAGCUGUCGUCCCCGUGGCCAUCUGAUCUUUUCCUCCCCUUGUGCCAAAAAAACUGCUCUGUUUGAACAGGCAGAGGAGAGAUUUUCUUCUUAAAGGGGUCUCUGUUUCUUCGCUUUUCUGUGCCAAAAAACUCGACGUGAUCGUUCCCGAGUUGCGCGAAACAAGGCAAGUUGAGGUGGGUGUUGCUUCGAUGGAACCAAACGAGGUGAUGGGUUUUGGAACGCUUCGAAACGGAUAAAUUCUGCUGAGCUCUGAGGACACCGUCAGGAAACAGAGCCUCACAUCCCCUGCAAAACGAUUUUUACCAUCGAUUGCCGGGUUGCUCUGCAAAAGUUCUCUUUGUUAAUCAAGGUCGAUUGCGAAGACAAGUACGAUAAACACCCAGAAGACGAAGGUGGAGGAGGAGGAGCGUUGAUUGUUCGGGACGUUCAUUACAGAGAGCUCGUGAGGUGAGGUGAGGUGAGUUUUCGUGCAGAGGAGAAUCCGCCAUUAAAGCCCUUUUCAGGGGAGGAGAUUGUGAUGAAAGGGAUGGCCGCACGUAGAAUCCCGUCGUCGGAAAUGGAGGAGCCGAGCAUAGACACCGACAAGCUCAGCUAUGAAAUCUUCUCCAUCCUCGAGAGCAAGUUCCUCUUCGGCUACGAUGACCAGAACAACAAGCUCUGGGUCCCCAAGCAAAUCGACUCCAACAAAGCCACGCCCCCGCCGGUGAGCCCCCCAAACGGCAACGCCCAAACCCUAGACGCCGCCGCCGCCAUUUCCUCCAUCAAGAACCAGAGGGGGAAAAUCUGUAUCCUGAGCAUCGACGGCGGGGGCAUGAGGGGGGUCCUCUCCGGGAAGGCCCUGGCCUACCUUGAGCAGGCACUGAAGACCAAGUCCGGCAACCCCGACGCGAGGAUUGCCGACUACUUCGACGUAGCCGCUGGGACCGGCGUUGGCGGCAUCUUCACGGCCAUGCUCUUUGCCACAAAGGACCGCUGCCGACCAAUCUUCGCCGCCGACGACACCUGGCGGCUCCUCGCGGACCAAGGGAGGAAGUUCUACCGCGGGUCAUCGUCGUCUUCAUCGCCCUCCUCGGGCAGCCUCCUUCGGCGGAUCUUCCGCGGAGGGAGCAGCCGGUCAGGCUCCACCGCUGCUGCCGCGAUGGAGAGGGCAAUGAAGGAGGCGUUCACGGACAAGGGCCGGAGCCUGACGCUGAAAGACACGCUGAAGCCGCUGCUGAUACCCUGCUACGACCUCAGCAGCACAGCGCCAUUCCUGUUCUCGAGAGCGGACGCGCUGGAGACGGACAGCUACGACUUCAGGCUUUGGGAGGUAUGCAGGGCGACGGCAGCAGAGCCGGGAAGGGUGGGGCCGCUGCAGCUGAGGUCGGUGGACGGUCAGACUACGUGCAUGGCGGUGGAUGGUGGGGCGGCAAUGAGCAACCCGGCAGCAGCCGCGAUCACACACGUACUGCACAACAAGCAGGAGUUCCCGUUUGUGCGUGGGGUGGAGGACCUACUGGUCCUGUCCAUCGGGUCGGGUCAGUUUCUAGAGCCGAGCUACAAUUAUGAGCAGGUGAAGGGGUGGAAGGCCAAGGACUGGGCUCGCCCCAUGGCCCGGAUCUCCAGCGACGGCUCUGCGGACCUCAUUGACCAUUCGGUUGCCAUGGCCUUCGGGCAGUGCCGAAGCGCCAAUUACGUGCGGAUUCAGGCAAAUGGGUCCACAAUCGGGCGCUGCGGUCCUGACGUCGACACUGAUGCAAGCCCCGAGAACGUGAAGACACUGAUCGGAAUAGCCGAGGAGAUGCUGAAGCAGAAGAACGUAGAGUCGGUGCUGUUCGGAGGCAAGAGGAUCGCUGAGCAGAGCAACUUCGAGAAGCUCGACUGGUUCGCGGGGGAGCUUGUGCAGGAGCAUCAGAGGAGGAGUUGUAGGAUUGCUCCCACUGUUGCUUUCAAACAAGCUGCUCCUUCUGACCCCAAUUAGGCUCGUUAGUCUCGACCCCAACUGGAACCGCCCAGAGAAGAAGGUAGAAAAAGGGCAAGGGAAGAAUGAGGACUACUGCAAAAAAAAAAAAAAGGAAGAGAAAGGGAGAAAUAGAAAAUAGAUAGCAGCUUUUGCUUUGUGAAAGUGGAGGAAGAGGAAGAGGAAGAGGAAGAAGAAGAAGAAGAGGGAAGAAAAGGGGAAGAGGAGGAAGGAAAGAUCUUUGGUGGGAUACUUUGCCUGCCACAGGACAGGCACUGUGGUCUCCACUCCCUGCCUCCUUUCUGCGUUGUCAAAAGAAAAAUUCAAACCCCAACACAACACUGAACUGUGAGAGAGAGAGAGAGAGAGAGAGAGAGAGAACACAAAAUCCCAACCAAAAACAAGAAUCAUCCAUGCAUCUUUUGGUCUCAAAAAAGAUGAGAGUCCAAAGGAGAAUUUCAGUCAUGUUUAGAUUGUUAUCAUUGUCACGAGGGUGGUUUUUGCAAUCCAUCCUUCGCAGCAGGCCUGAAGAAAGUUCGCGUUUGGGGCCGGCCGGGGUCUUGUUCAAUUAUGAUAACACUUUGUUGUGGGUCAGGCUCCAUUUCAAUAUCUGAUGUCUUGGGUAAUUUAUUUUCUAAUUUUCUUUCUGCGUGUCCCUUGUUAUUUUUUUGUAAUUUAAUUUCUUGUUCAGAUUUGUAAGUGGUAAAGGUGGGGUGAAAAAGUAUACUGUGGGGUACCCUUUUGAAGCCACCUACCUACCAUCUUCUUUCAGAAUUUGGGUUCAUCCAUUGCCCCAUUCAGAAUGGGGGCCCUCAGGUGUUUGGAGGACUUUAGCUUCCAUGACAUUAAUAUUUCCCAAAAAAAAAAA
Messenger RNA from Punica granatum (pomegranate), 2935 nucleotides. NCBI's taxonomy places the organism in Eukaryota, Viridiplantae, Streptophyta, Magnoliopsida, Myrtales, Lythraceae. The record is from RefSeq and is a predicted model, not a curated record.